Molecule: messenger RNA, 767 nt
Organism: Andrographis paniculata
Lineage: Eukaryota; Viridiplantae; Streptophyta; Magnoliopsida; Lamiales; Acanthaceae
Product: pEARLI1-like lipid transfer protein 1
Exons: 1
Coding region: 67-513 (148 amino acids)
Source: RefSeq, a predicted model, not a curated record
AUCAAAACUUUUCUAAAAAAAAUAAUAAUUUUGGAGCAACAAUUUAUUACUUAGCUCCAAAAUACAAUGGCUUCUUCAAAAAUUACCAUAGCCCUUUUUCUUCUCUUCAACAUCCUCCUCUUCGUUACCGCGACCGCCACUAACGCCCCGUGCCCACCCCCGCCCAAGAAACCCACCAAAUGUGGCUCUUGUGGCGGCGGUGGCGGUGGCGGUGGCGGAAAUCAUGGUGGGGGGCGCCAGCCCCCGAGGCCGGGAAGCUGCCCCCGGGACACCCUUAAAUUAGGGGUGUGCGCAAAUGUGCUAAACAAUUUGCUCCACUUGACGGUCGGGAGUUCUUCUAAAAGCCCUUGUUGCUCAUUGAUCAGCGGGCUAGCUGAUCUUGAUGCGGCCGUCUGCCUCUGCACUGCCAUUAAGGCUAAUGUCCUUGGCAUCAACCUCAACGUCCCGGUGUCCCUCAGCCUGCUCUUGAACUUCUGCGGCAAGAAGGCCCCGUCGGGCUAUCAAUGCGCGUAAGCCCGAUUGGAAACUUUGUUUAUGUUGAAAUCAAAUAUCCGGCUUUUAUAAUUACGUGUUUGAUGUAAUGGGUUGUUGCAUUGCAUGCUUGGUUAUAGAUUUUUUUUUUUUUUUUUUUUUAAUGUUUGGAUUCGGCACGUUUAUGCAGAAGAAUAUAAUGUUUGUACUUGUGUUUGGGUGGUUAUUGCAUACGAUAUAGAAGGCUACUGGCUUUCUGAUGCUUGCGAUUGUAAUAAUAUUGCUUUUUAUUUAUA